Messenger RNA from Lotus japonicus, 2769 nucleotides. Its product is annotated as MDIS1-interacting receptor like kinase 2-like. NCBI's taxonomy places the organism in Eukaryota, Viridiplantae, Streptophyta, Magnoliopsida, Fabales, Fabaceae. Gene Ontology annotation, biological process: protein phosphorylation. The record is from RefSeq and is a predicted model, not a curated record. The transcript has 2 exons. Bases 27 to 2474 code for a protein of 815 amino acids. Gene Ontology annotation, molecular function: protein kinase activity; protein binding; ATP binding.
ACAUAAUUUUUAUCAUUCUGUUUGUGAUGAUGGCAUUGGCAAUUCCCACUUAUAUGGUGCUAGGAGCUUGGUGCAGCAUACUUGUGAUCUCUUCUUGGACUAGUUUCUUCUUCUGCAUUGCAAUUUCAUCUAAAUCAUCACUAGACCUUGAAGCACAAGCACUUCUAGAAAGUGAGUGGUGGAGUGAUUACACUAACCAUGUUCCUACCCGUUGUAAGUGGCCAGGCAUUACAUGCAAUGAUGCUGGAAGCAUCACAAACAUUUCUUUGCCUACUGAAAUCCAAUUGGGAGACAAAUUUGGCAGAUUCAACUUCUCUUCCUUCCCAAACCUUGUUCACCUUGAUCUUGCAGCACAUGGAAUCACAGGGAACAUCCCACAUGAGCUAGGUACUCUUUCAAAACUUGCUCAUCUUGACCUCUCUUCUAAUGAUAUUCAUGGAGACAUUCCAUUAAAUACUUGGAGUCUAAGGAAUCUGGUGACCCUGAACCUGGCUAGAAAUAGAGUUAAUGGUUCAAUUUCCCCUUUUGUGGGUCAGUUGACUAAGCUGAAAUCACUUUCUCUUGGUGCCAAUCUGAUAAGUGGCUAUAUUCCUCCUGAGUUAGGAAGGCUUAAAUAUCUGAUUCAUUUGGAUCUGAAUAAUAAUUGCUUUAUUGGUCCAAUACCUGUGGAGAUUGGUAGGUUGAACAGUUUGCAAUAUCUUUCUCUGGGCAUGAACAAGUUGAAUGGUUCCAUACCUUUAGAAAUAGGGAAUUUGAACAACAUUCUAUAUUUGGAUCUUAAUACCAACAAUCUCAAUGGGGUACUUUCAGUUUUGCAUAGACUAACCAGUUUGAUUGAACUAAACCUGUCCAACAAUGAGAUAUUUGGUGAUGUCCCACUAGAGAUUACCCAAUUGACCCAAUUGGAGUAUCUGAUUAUUUCAAGUAACAAAAUUUUGGGUUCAAUACCUCAUGAUAUUGGGAAACUUUCCAAACUCUUGGUUCUGGACUUGUCUAGAAACAAUUUGAUUGGAAAAAUCCCAGCCAGUCUUUCAACUUGCUCUAAUCUGCAGGUGUUGACUUUGAGCUAUAACAAUAUAACUGGAAGCAUUCCCUCCCAUAUUGGUGAUCUUGUUACACUUGAUUUAAUUGAUUUGAGUCAUAACUUAAUAAGUGGAGAAAUACCCUCUGAUCUUGGGAAAGUGAAAUACACAAGGGUCUUGGAUCUCAACCAUAAUCAACUCACAGGAACCAUUCCAAGUUCCCUAGAAUCAUUGCAGAGUAUUAACUUGUCCUACAAUUCUCUAGAGGGUGAGAUCCCAGUUAGUCUCCACUAUACGCCUAAUGCAUUCAUUGGCAAUGAGUAUUUAUGCCGCGGUCAAACUCAUUGUUACUCCUCUUCCAGAACAAGUAGUAGAUUAAGGACCCAUAUGAAGAUUUUCCUUCCUCUCAUAGCUGUUCUUGCUCUUCUAUGCUGUGCAUAUGUGCUCCUCCGCCGCCGGUGGAGUUGUUGCUACUCAGAAACAGAUGCAAUAAAGAAUGGUGACCUGUUUUCAGUAUGGAACUAUGAUGGUAAAAUUGCAUAUGAAGACAUAAUUGAAGCAACAGAAGGUUUUGACAUCAAAUAUUGCCUAGGAACUGGUGGUUAUGGUAGUGUCUACAAAGCACAGCUACCUAGUAGUGGUAGAGUAGUGGCUUUGAAGAAACUCCACAGUUUAGAAGCCAAUGAACCGGAAAUCCGCAGGAUUUUCAAGAAUGAAGUGAGAAUGUUGACAAAGAUAAGGCAUCGAAAUAUCGCGAAGCUUUACGGAUUCUGCUUGCACAACAGAUGCAUGUUUCUGGUUUUGGAAUACAUGGAAAGGGGGAGCUUAUAUUGUGUCUUACACAAUGACAUUGAAGCUGUUGAGUUAGACUGGACCAAGAGGAUUAACAUUGUGAAAGGCAUAGCACAUAGCUUAUCAUACCUUCAUUAUGAUUGCAACCCAGCAAUUAUUCACAGAGAUGUAACAACCAAGAACAUUCUCUUGAAUUCAGAAAUGGAGGCUUGUCUCUCUGACUUUGGGAUAGCUAGACUCCGAAAUUCCACUUCCUCCAUUCGAACAGUGCUCGCUGGAACUUACGGAUAUAUUGCACCAGAACUUGCAUAUACAGAUUCUGUGACUGAGAAAUGUGAUGUGUACAGUUUUGGAGUGGUUGCUCUUGAAAUUAUCAUGGGAAAGCAUCCUGGAGAACUUGUUUCCUCAUUAAGAUCUGCAUCCACUCGAAGCAUUCUCCUUAAAGAUAUGUUAGACCCAAGACUUAUAUCUACCAUCAAUCAGCAAUCUGCUCAGAGUUUAGCUCUUGUAGCAACACUAGCAUUUGCAUGUCUUCACUCUCAGCCAAGGUGUAGGCCAACAAUGCAAGAAGUGGCUAAAAAACUUGUGACAAGAAAUUUCCCAUCAACUAAACCUUUUGAAGAAGUUUCAGUAAGGGAGAUGGUAAAUCAGGAAUUGUGAUUCGUAACUAAUUUCAAUGCUGUGAAAGAAGACUUUUUCUAUCGGUGCACGUCAUCAUUCGGUUCAUUCCAUUCAUAUAUGUAUAUGCUUCACGUGGAAUAGAUUCUGUUAGAAAUCUGAUUGUGAUAAUCCUGGAUAAUGUCAAGAAUCGUGAGCGUCCACUUUCCGAACAAAUUAUUUCGACCCUAUAAUUGUCUGGGUUCACGAAAUCUUUGUUGGGAUAAUACUUGACAAUCAAUCUGUUUCUUGGCACAAGAGAACAGAUAAAGAAAGUAGAGAGAUAUGUUUUCCGUAA